This is a messenger RNA of Owenia fusiformis, 3008 nucleotides long. NCBI's taxonomy places the organism in Eukaryota, Metazoa, Annelida, Polychaeta, Sabellida, Oweniidae. The record is from the annotation of a GenBank genome assembly.
GCGGCCAACAGUGAGACGUUUCAAAAAAAUUACAAAAAUCUCACAUGUUUUCAUAAUUCCUUUGAAAUUGAUAAUAUUCUUUAUAUAAAACUGCGUGAAAUAAUGUACAUAUAGAGUAGACGAUGGUGCGGUUAUAUUUUGCCAAGACUUUGGCAACAAAAUUCCUAUUUGCUGAGAAAUGGAGCCUAAAGAUUCCUCCUGUACUGAAGGCAUCAUAUGCAAGAAAGACUUUAAAUGAGUUCCGAGAUGUAAAAGACAUCCGCAACAUCGGCAUUUCAGCUCAUAUAGACUCUGGGAAGACAACAGUGACAGAAAGAAUCCUCUAUUACUCUGGGAGGAUCAGUUCUAUGCAUGAGGUGAAAGGUAAAGAUGAAGUUGGCGCAACUAUGGACUUUAUGGAACUUGAACGGCAACGAGGAAUCACCAUACAGAGUGCUGCCACCUAUACUGACUGGAAAGGAACAAAUAUCAACAUUAUCGAUACACCAGGUCAUGUUGACUUCACAGUUGAGGUAGAAAGAGCCUUACGUGUGUUAGAUGGCGCUGUGCUAGUCCUCUGCUCCGUAGGGGGCGUUCAAAGCCAAACAUUGACAGUUAACCGCCAGAUGAAACGCUAUAAUGUGCCAUGUAUUGCAUUUAUUAAUAAGUUAGAUAGGACUGGAGCAAAUCCAAACAGAGUUUUAGGACAAUUAAGGUCUAAACUUUACCACAAUGCAGCCUAUGUACAGUUACCUAUAGGGCUAGAGAAAGAUCUAGAGGGAAUAGUGGACAUAAUACAUAGGAAAGCUUUAUAUUUUGAAGAACCUAAUGGGUUAAAUAUUGUUGAAAAGGAGGUACCUGCAAAUAUGGUUGAAGAAGUGGAAGAGAAGAGAGCUGAACUCAUAGAGGCUGUAGCUAAUGCUGAUGAUGCAAUUGGUGAAAUGUUCCUUGAGGAGAAGACACCAAAUGAAGAAGAACUAAUGGCUGCAAUACGACGUGCAUGUAUCAAACGAGCUUUUACUCCAGUGUUUGUUGGGAGUGCACUGAAAAAUAAGGGUGUCCAGCCUCUGUUAGAUGGUGCAGUAGAUUUUUUGCCUAACCCAAGUGAAGUAGAAAAUUUUGCAUUAGACGAAUCAGGGGAGAAACCACGUAAGAUUAUUUUAAAUCCAGAUCGUGAUGACACCCACCCAUUUGUAGCCCUGGCUUUCAAAUUAGAGGCUGGGCGUUUUGGACAGCUAACUUAUAUGAGAAUCUACCAAGGAUGCCUAGAGAAAGGGUCGACAAUAAUCAAUGUAAGAACUGGCAAGAAAGUCCGUGUUCCACGUUUGGUGAGAAUGAAUGCUCAGGAAAUGGAGGAUGUCUCAAACGUGUAUGCUGGGGAUAUUUGCGCCUUAUUUGGUGUAGACUGCGCUAGUGGAGACACGUUUGUUCUAAAGUCAGGAGAACAGAUUUCAAUGGAGUCUAUUUAUGUUGCUGAACCUGUAAUAUCAAUGUCGAUAAAGCCAGUGAACAAAGGAGACACGGAUAACUUUGCUAAAGGGAUUGCUAGAUUCGUUCGUGAAGAUCCCACAUUCCGGGUGAAAUACGACCCUGAGUCAAAAGAAAGUAUAGCAUCUGGUAUGGGAGAACUGCAUCUUGAUGUCUACGCUCAGCGUCUUGAGAGAGAAUAUGGCACCAAGUGCAUUCUGGGUAAGCCAAAUGUUGCAUUCCGGGAGACUCUAUCAAGCAGCUGUGAUUUCGACUAUUUGCAUAAGAAACAGAGUGGCGGUCAAGGACAGUUUGGCCGCGUGGAAGGCUUUAUUGAGCCACUACCAGCUGAUGAGUAUACCAAGCUAGAAUUUGUAGAUGAAACAACAGGAACCAACAUACCAAAGACUUAUAUACCAUCUAUUAAAAAGGGGUUUCUGAGUGCUUGUGAAAAAGGUAUUCUAGCAGGACAAAGGAUAACAGGACUUAAGUUUGUUCUAAAAGAUGGCGCUAGUCAUGCUGUUGACUCGUCUGAUUGGUCCUUCCAACAGGCUGCAGAGGGCGCUGUAAAGCAAGUUUUAAGUAAUGGAAUGUGGCAACUGUUGGAGCCUAUAAUGUCUGUAGAGGUCACGACCCCUACAGAAUUCCAGGGAGCUGUCAUGAUUGGUCUAAAUAAACGGCAUGCUCUUAUCACGGGAACUGAUGCAAAUGAGGGGUUUGCAAGUAUAUUUUGUGAGAUCCCCCUCAAUGACAUGUUUGGUUACUCCACAGAGCUCCGUUCAUCCACUCAAGGCAAAGGAGAAUACACAAUGGAGUACUGCAAAUAUUGUAUAGCAAUACCAAGCACACAUGAGGCCCUUAUAUCAGAAUAUGAGGAAGAACUGAACAAGCAAAAUCCACAAUCUCAGAAAAAGAAAAGGCGGAACUGAUAUUAAAUCAAUUUAGGCAAUUUAUUUAUAUUUAAAUACAGUGUAGCGAAUUGUUCAGUCAUUCGGAUGAGAAGUUGUAUCAUGGAGAUAAGAGUGGAGUCAGCAAUGAAUAAAAGUAAAAUACUUGUAACAUGUACAGUUAAACCUGUGAAUAGGAACACCUCUGUAAGUGGAAUACAGUUCAGAGUCUUGUUAACUGAUUACUAUAAGGUGAAAUACAUAAGUUGAAAACCAACCAAGUGGAACAGUAAGCAUGUUUCCUUACUGGCUGUGUCAUUAGACAUGAAUAGGCAAUGAAUUUUUGCAUUGAUAUUAUAUGGCAUGACCAUACAAAAAAAAUCAAUAUUGUUUACCUCCCUCAUCUCAUUGGAGUGAAUUCACCAGUUUUUUGGACUAUGCUGGACCUAUAUUUAAGUUUCCAAUGUCCAUAUUUAAAAAUACAAAUUGAAAGAGUUCAUAAAUGCUCAAAUAUGAAGUGAAUUUAAGCUAAUAAGAGGUGUAUGAUCCCUGUAUAAUUACUUCACUUGUUAGCAAUUCAGCAGAUUUCCUUUUGUAUUUGCGUGAAAUAGAAUACUGCUAUACGAAAGACUAUGCAAACUGAAAAAUUUGAUAACAAAAAAAGUAAAAUAUACA